This is a messenger RNA of Aethina tumida (small hive beetle), 4951 nucleotides long. RefSeq names its product tyrosine-protein kinase-like otk. Gene Ontology annotation, cellular component: axon; cell-cell junction; plasma membrane. Lineage: Eukaryota; Metazoa; Arthropoda; Insecta; Coleoptera; Nitidulidae. Gene Ontology annotation, biological process: dendrite self-avoidance; axon guidance; homophilic cell-cell adhesion. The record is from RefSeq and is a predicted model, not a curated record. The transcript has 12 exons. Gene Ontology annotation, molecular function: protein tyrosine kinase activity; ATP binding; cell-cell adhesion mediator activity. Bases 242 to 3529 code for a protein of 1095 amino acids.
AAGUCGAAACGCCGGCUGGUCGCGUUUUCACCGCCAGUCUGACGCGGUUCCGGUUUGGGGUGAGACCGUGCGUUCUUCAGUCGUCCGGCAAAGCGUCGUUUUUCCAUUGGACUUGUUCGUCGUCUUCCGAUUGGAUUUUUGCGCGAAAUGUGACAGAAACUGGCCGCGAUUCGUAGUCGUCUCGUGCACUGUGAUAUUGUUUAUUAUUUUCUGCGUCAACGACCCGAUACCCUUUGACGAAAUGUCUGGAGUUUACGUUGUUUUUGUGGUCGCUUUGGUUUGUGUUGUGAGCGGGGCCGAGGACCCCUAUUUCGUCCGCAGUCCGAAGAACGUGGACGUGAUCCAAGGCAAAUCGAUUACGUUGCCGUGCGAGGUGACUCCCGCCGAUGGCAUCAGCUAUUACUGGGAAUUGAACGGAUCGAAAAUAUCGAACACCACACGUCGCUACCAAAUGGGCUCCGACCUGCAUGUGACCCGCGUGGAUCGCGAAAGGGAUUCCGGCCAGUUCACCUGCAUUGCGGUGGACACCACCGGACGGAAUCCAUCCAUUACCAGCUCACCUGCAUCACUCAACAUUCAAUGGAUAGGGGAGGCGUCCGUGCAGCUACAGGAGCCCCAGGCAGCCUCCUUCAUUCAGAGAGGCGGUGACGUCAUUUUGAGGUGUCAUAUGGACGCCACCGGCGACGUCCACUACGAGUGGUUUCGUAACGCGGAACGUUUGGAGAAGACGCCCAACAUCGACAUCAAGAAGAAACGUCUACACAUAAAACAUGCCAAGCCCAGUGACAACGGGGUGUACCGGUGUGCCGGAAGAAACGAAGCUGGCAUCGAGUACAGCGUCAAGAACUAUGCCUUAGCUGUGCCAGGUGGUGAAGACACUGCCAUCAUCCAAGUGGUGCCCUCCAAUCAACUCGUCAAAAGGGGAUCAACUGCCUUCUUCGAUUGCUCAUACAAAAACGUAGACGUCAUUGAAUGGUACUUCAAGGACAGCGGCCCACUAGAGUCCAACGACAGGAUUACCAUUCAUCCCAACAACACCUUACAAGUCAACGAGGUGCAGGAGUCAGACGAGGGACUUUACAGUUGUGUGGGGAUUCAGAGCGAAUCAACUGAAAUACCUCAAACUUACGCUGCCGAGCUCAAACUAGCCUAUAUCAGGGAAUUUAGAUCUACCUCAUUCGAACCAGCACUGCCAGAGAGUUCCAAAAAGAUUGUUGCUGAGAACUCACCCUUCCAACUCACCUGUCUGGAGCCUGACAGCAUUCCUAUGGCUAAGAAGUGGUGGCAAAACCAAUCAGGACACACGAUUUCUGACACAGGGGAUGUAAGAGUGGAUGAUGACGGCCGCCUAAUCAUCGACAACGUGCAGCUGAAGCACGCAGGCAUUUACUCAUGUGUAGCUGAAAGUAUUGCAGGAAAAACUGAAAAAUCUUUCGAAUUGAUCGUCACCACUAAACCUGAGAUAACAAGGCACCCCACCAGCAUAACCGUCGACGAAAACGACAGGUCGGUACUGACUUGCGCCUUCGCAACCAACUCCGAGCCCUACACCAUCGUGAGGUGGAGGAAAGACGGCAAACUCCUAAAGUACGAGUACGACCCAAACAGCAUGCACACCCCCAGAAUCAGGAUCUACAAGGACAACGGAACGUUGAUCAUUAACUCAACUCAAACGCAAGACAGGGGGGAGUACAUCUGCGAAGUUGUCACCACAGGUUUCCAACCUGUGGCCUCCAAUCCUGCCACCAUAUCUGUGAUAGAACAACUGCGGUUUUCCCCACCUCCAGUCAAUAAAAAGAUGGAGUUGGGGAGUGUGGCCAAGAUCCACUGCAAGGCUCAAGGUACUCCACCACCCAACAUCCACUGGGAAAAGGAGGGUGUUAGGUCUGAGAACUUGUCCAGCCACAUCACCGACAUGAACGGCACCCUGCACUUCAAUGGGGUGCAAGCUGAAGACAAGGGACGGUACAGUUGCAUUGCUAGUAACAGCCAAGGUACCAUCCAGGCCAACAUCACCAUUGAAGUAGUCGUUGCCCCCAAGUUCACGCUCCUGCCAAAGAACCCAACUGAAGUAAUCGAAGGCCAACCAGUGGCUUUGGACUGCGUGGUGGAGGGUGACCCCAAACCCACCAUCCAGUGGGACAAGAACUCGAAGAUGAACGACUUCGACAGUACCCGAUUCACCGUUCUGAAAAAUGGUACCUUGCUCAUCAGUGAGGUUCAUAAGGACGACGAAAACAAAUAUGGGUGUACCGGAGGAAAUAGUGGUGGAUUAAAUCGGAAGGAGAUUCAGCUAAUCGUGCACUCGAGGGAUGGCUUUCACCCGGACGAACUGGAUGGGGAUUCCACCGUCACAAAGGCAGUGCUGAUCACCAUGUCCGUGGCUGGAGCUUAUAUAAUUCUUGUUGUUGGUUUGAUGGUUUGGUGUAGAUACAGGAGGCGCUCAAGGAAGCUACCAAUUGGUGACGCCGCAAAAACUGAAAAUGGAGACGUGGAGCAUACGGAACUAAAAGACGGAACUAAUGGUCACAUUCCCGGCCCUUCCAAGGUGGAAACGAAUGGAAUCGAAGCCCACAAGGAGGGCCAAAGGAGUGACGGUGCCGAAACCACUCAUUCCCAAAGCUCCAACAACUCCAAGAAGUCCAAAAGCAACUACGACAAAAUAGCCCUUUCCAGAAGCCACUUGAAGGAGCUAAAACUGAUCGGACGUGGUGAAUUCGGUGACUGCAUGGUCGGGAAAAUCUCCAAAAGUGCCAUCGACAACAGGAACUCCCAAGCAACCACCCCCACCGAAGACAAGGAACUGAUAGUUUUGGUUAAGUGUCUGACUCAAACCAAAGACGAAGACAGCCUGGCGGAGUUCAAGCGGGAAAUCGACAUGUUCACCAAGUUGUCUCACGACAACAUCACCAAACUGUACGGCUUAUGUCGGGAAGUGGAGCCUCACUACAUGAUCUUGGAGCACACCGACUGGGGUGACUUGAAACAGUUCCUGGUCGCCACUAAGAAGGGUAACUCUCCGGCUCUGACGCCGGUCCAGUGCGUCGGUAUUAUCCACCAAUUGAGCAGAGGGAUGGAGCAUCUGUCCAACGCCCGAAUGAUUCACAGGGACCUGGCAGCCCGCAAUUGUCUAGUCACUUCCACGUUGAUCGCCAAGGUGGGAAUACCACGGCUGACCAGAGACCCGUACAGUCAGGAGUACUGCAAACACGUCAAUCAGAUAAUUCCCCUAAGAUGGCUGCCGUACGAAGCUGUGUAUGAAGAUGACUACUCAACGAAGAGCGACGUGUACUCCUUCGGAGUGGUGAUGUACGAAAUAUUCAGCCAGGGAGAGCUCCCCUUCCCCAAAAUCAACGACAACAGUUUCCUGACCAAACUCAAGGAGAAGAAACUGGAAUGGAAGGCCAAUGACACCACGCCGGAGAGUCUACAACCCAUCCAGGAGUCGUGUUGGAACAUGAACCCGCAGGACAGACCCACGUUCUCGCAACUGUCGAAGGACGUCGAAGAAAUACUUAAGUCAAUGUAAAUAUUUUAAUUGUGUAAAAUGUGUAAACCAAAAAUUCACCGAGAACGGGCGUUCUUUGUAGACGAUAUCUGAAUCGAAUUAUUGUAAUCAUAAGCUUCCAAUGUAUUUAAUUAAGAGUUCGUGAGCCUUUGAAGCAUUUUGUGAAAAAUUAUUUAGUCAAAAGUAAACGCGCCAUUUAGGUAGGGGUUUUCCGUUUCUAGAUAUUUAGAAAAUCGUUGACGAAUUUUAAGGAUUUAAGACUGUAUCUUUUGGUUUGUACCUCAUUAAUCUGUUUAGAUGAUAAGUAUUAGUAAUUCGUAAGUUAUUUAUUUGUACGUUUAAAUUGCGAAGCCGAAUUGUUUUAACACGAAUGAUCUCAAAUUUUCAGCAAGUUUUCAAAUAAAAUUUGUACAUAUCAGUUUUUUUAAAAUUAGACACUUGAUUGUAAAGCAUAUCAUAAGAUUUGUUUAAGUUUACAUAGGCAACUUGCAUUAGAAAAAGUGUUGACCAGUACUUAAUACACGUUUAAUAGAUUACAAGGUUAAACGUGUAUUAUAUAUAAUAACAUUAAAACAUUAUAAACAAGCUAGGAUCAACACUUAUUUUAAUGAAUUUUUCCUGUGGUUGUGUUGAAUUCAAACUUAUGCACUAUCUGUGUGGAAAAGACCUUUGUUCUUUGCCGCCUUCUUAAAUUAGAUGGUGGGUAAAGUUGAAUAAUUGUAUAUUGUAUGUCUGAAGCCACUAUUCACUGCCAAAACGAAGAAUACUCUCUUAUAAAACUCGAAUCUGUAAUAUUUUGUCAAUAAUUAUUAUACGACAAUUCAAACGAUCACAAUUUUGAGGGUCUUUUUAAACAUCUUAUGAACCACCCAUGAACUUAUUCAUUGGGCUUUUUGACAAUUUGCACUUAUAUAUAGCAUAGAACUUGAAUUCUAUAAAGAUUAAAAUGUCUGGACCAACUCAUUUUUUAAUUAAUUAACUAACUAACUGGUCUGUUGCCGACUUGAUUUAAUCUCUGUAGAAUUGGACAGUAGAUAUUAUAUUACUUCCAUAAAGUAGUAACCAAAAAAGUGUUUUCUUAAGAGACAUAAAGCUUAUGUGUUUUUAAAACUCUUAGGACAUCAUAAAAAUGUUAAUGUUUGACUUAGGGCAUUUUUAUGGUGCACACGCAACUAAGUUUUAAAAGUUUCAUAUAAAUGUAUUUAUAUAAUAAAUGUACAUUAAACAAAAACGUAGCUUAUAAGAUUGUACCCGAUGUUUUAAUAUUAAUGGGAUAAUGUAUGAUACUGUUUGAUUAUUGAUCUGUCCAUAUACAAUACAUCUACUUAGAGUUUGUAGCUUUUUAUAAUGAUUUUUUUAUACUUGUAAUGUCCAUUUUUAUAUAAUUAUGCAUUAUCAUCUAUUGUGAUAUGUAUUCUAAAUCAAUAAAUAUAUGUGUAUUAA